Ectocarpus siliculosus is the source of this 5316-nucleotide messenger RNA. The record is from the annotation of a GenBank genome assembly. Lineage: Eukaryota; Phaeophyceae; Ectocarpales; Ectocarpaceae.
AUGACUGAACCGGAACAUCAACAUCAACAAGACGACGACCAUUGGCGCGCGCGGCUUCUGCGCCAACGCGUCCAUGCCCGCCGACGGCACGGGAAGGAAGAGUCGCCCGCGGUGCCGGAUGAUGAGAGGAAGCAGACGAGGAACGCGGCGGCUCUCCGGGCGCUUCAGUGGGACAAGCGAAACAAUGCCCAACUUCGGGCGAAGGUGUACGAGGAGGAAGUGGAGAACAGGGAUCUGCUCAAGCGCGCUAGCCAACACUUCGUCGUCGACCGCUUGGUGGAUGUCGACCUUAAGGUGGACCUGUCCAGACCAAACGCGAUGCAAUUCAGCACAUGCUCAAAGUGCAAUGCGAGCGUGCUGAAGAAAGUGCUCGACACACACGAGCGCUUCUGCUACGGUGCUGUGGAAAGUCUUGACGACCAACCCGACGAGGACGGAGAUGAUGCCGACGGCAGGGAGGCGGGGCGCACAGACAGCCCAGCGGGACCCAACGCGCAGAACGAGAACAUGAAGCCUUGUCAGUACUGCCGGCGACCGUUCCGGAAGGAGAGAAUGGCCAAGCACGAGGAAGCGUGCAAGAAGAAAAGCAAAGCGCUAGGAAACCGGGAUGGAAAAGAAGAGCGAGCCAGGAACGCUGCUGUGAAGAUGACUCCACGGCCACCACGCAACUUGAAGGUCAUCUGGAGAACAUGCGACCAGGUCGCGCUGGCCUGGGACCCGCCAAUACUCGAUGGCGGCGCCACGGUGUUUGAGCACGAGGUGUCUUACUCCGUGCACGAGGUGGUGAGGAAAGACAAGUACCACAAGGAGGACGUCACAACGGCCAUGGAUCCCGUUCUCACCUCCAGGUGGUGCACAGCCACGCCGGUGGCUGUCAAAGGCUUUACGCUCACGGGGCUAGAAGCGAAGACACACCUCAUCAACAUAUCUGUGCGCUGCCAGAACGAGGCGGGAUGGAGCGAUCCGAGCGAGGUGGUGCCGGAAGUGUAUACGGAAGACUUGGUCAAGUCCAACCGGGCCGUACUGCGGUGGAUGGAGCCUCUCUGCAAGGGAGGAGAGGAGGUGACCGAGUACGAGUUGACAUACUCUGACGUCGUGCCAAAGGACAAUCAGGCUGUCACCACCAGGAAGAUCGAGGAGGAUCGCCACCACGAGAUGAAAGUACCGGCGAGCGCUAGCGAGGAGGAUCAAGGAGACCAGGUCCUGGUCUUACGAGGGCUGCGGGCGUCGACCGUGCACAAGGACCUAACGCUCAGAGCCAUCGGGGGGUCGGGAAUGGCGAGCGCCGCUGUUUUCGCACCUACCUUCACCACGCUACCCCCCGGCAAUCGUCAGCGCAUAAUGGACGAGCUCAGGCGUGCGCGCGCUGCUACCGGAGGUUGGAUCGAUACCGACUUCUACAAAGGUUUCAUGCAGCGAGAGAACCGUGAAGAGUACAUAGCUAGGCUGGAGCGAGACCUGGAGAGUCUACCCGUCCAGCUAGCGGGCGAAGAGGAUAGCGACGAGGAAAUAGUGACUUCUCAGGCCGAGGGAGAGAAUGAAGAGACUCCGGUAUCCAACAGAAACUUAGCGGAGGAGGAGCGCCUGAAGCAACAGGAAGAACUGCUCGAGUCCGUGUUCCAUGGCUAUAAGAGAAGGAAGUUUCAGUUCGAGGUCCGCCUCAGGAGGCUGCGCGAGCAGAUUGAGGAAUGCGAAGAGACUAGGCUUGGGCACAUCGGACUCAGGGCAGUCCUGGCGCAACAGCUCAACUCCACACAGGCGAGGGUAAUGGAGCUUCAGGCGGAGCUCGACCGGCUGGCUACGUUCAAGGGGGGGCAUGUCAACUCGUCCGUCCUGCACGGGUCCCAACAACGGUUUCCCAUUAAAAUCCUACGCCAGAAACUGCGGAAGGAGUUCGAGUUGGGCCAGGCGUCCAUAGCGCGGGAUAAGGCAAACCUCAUGGAGGGCACGAAGACGUCUCUCCGGGCCAUGCAACUCAAGCUCAAGCGGGAAGGGGAGCUGAAGGAGAGGAUCGCGGCGUUUGCGGUGUUCAACAAGAAUGCCGAGAAGGCCAAGAAACUCAGCGCGAAUCUGAAGGUCAACACACAGAGUGACGAGGCGGUGAAGGAGAAAGCGUUUUCGGCGCUAUUAUCAGCGGUCAAGUCGACACAGCAGGAGAGGGCCGUCAUUCUCAAUGCUCUCGUCAGGAUGCGGACGAGGUUGAUUAGCGCGGCGUUCGCCAAGUGGCAUACAGGAAAGCAUGCCACCGUGGACAAAGUGGAGAUUUCGUCCGAGUACGUCAUCCGCGGCAUCGGCGGCCGACACCUUAUGUGGGCAGAGGAAGGACGUGAAGUGAUGGAGAAAGAGCUCCAGGUGGUAAUGAGAGAUGCGGCGGCGCUCCGCCGAGAUUUCGCGCGGAUGAGCUUGACCAACAAGCAGAAGAAGGCGCUGGAAGGCAGUGCCAUUUUCCACGAAACCGAGCUAGGAUCCUUUGUGGAGGAUAGCGAAGCGGCCGGGUUGGACACGGCUCUGGUUGCGCAGGGCGAUGGGUUCAUCAAGAUUGGCCAGGCAGCGAAGGCUUGCAUCUGCUACUCUCGGCAGAUUUCAAACCUUGACGUGCAGUCCGAUCGAAUGGGCCUCACUGCUCUCGGCGUGGCCCACGCUAGGCUAGCAAAGGCUCAAAAAGCAUGCGAUCGUGUCGACCUCGCGGCCGUGAGCUUCGAAAGGGCACUGGAGCUUUCCACCGAGGGGAAGCACCUCCCGGGUAUUGUGGACGCGCUCGAAGGUCUUGGCCGCUGCUGCCUCGAGAACUGCCAGUACAGGGAUGCAGUUUCAUUGUUCAAGCGGGCGCUUGCGCGGAACGUGGAGAUAAGGAAUCUCCCGCAAGACGCACGUCUUUUUCGCCUUCUAGAGGAAGGCCAUCGCCGGAUGGUUGAUGACGAGCACGCGAAGGUUUACGCGGACAGGGCCGAGUCGAUCGAGAAGGAGAUGGAGAGCAAACUUUCGAAAGCCAAGGCUAGUCUCGAAGAUUCCACCACGCGCCUCGUCGGGCGGACGGCUAACAGCGCCAAGGUGAUUCGCUUGGAGAGGGUCACGGCGGGCUACGUAGCCAUGUGCUCGAGACGGGCGUACCUCGUCGAAAAUCUGAAGGAAACGCUCAUCGCUAAAAAGGCGCAGGAGAAGGUGGUGAAAAUGCAUGAGGCAAAGCUCCAGCUCAUCAAGGAGCAGCUGCAGGAGGCCCUGGAGACCGACAAGGACGCCAUGUCCUCCACACUCAUCGUCGAGGGAGAAAUCAUGUCGUUCGAGAUAGAGGAGCUCAAGAUCAGACUCAGAGAGAGAGAAAUUGAGGUGUCUUCCGAAUUGACGAGACAUGCCGGGCUCCUGACGGCGCUGUCCAACCGCGUGACCAACUCGGCGGACGAAAUCGAUGGUCUGGACCAGGAAAUCGCCAUUGAGGGUGGCCCUCUGAUGACCAGCGUCGUCGGCAAGGCUCGCCUGCGCCUGAUCGGGAUGAACCCGUCCAACACAGCCGGUAACGAGGUGGAGGGCACGGCGACGGGGGGGAUCGAAAAGAUCGUAGCCGCGGAAGGGAGAAAGGUCUUGGUGUACGGAAUAGCGACGGGAACGCUGGAGCAUGUGUUCAGCGGGGAUGAGCCGGGCAGACACACGGGAGAGCUGCUGGGACACUCUAGGGUAAUAACUGCCCUCUUUUUCUACAAGAGCGUGGUGUACACUGGUUCCAUGGACUGCACCGUGCAGGUGUGGGACGUCGACGAGAGAAAACGCCUCAUGGUGCUUCAGGGACACGAAGCUACGGUCUGCAGCGUGGUGGCGGACGAGCACAAGAUCGUCUCUGGAGCGGCGGAUAAGAACAUCCUUAUUUGGAAUCAUGGAGACGGCCGCAUUUUGCGGGUUCUUCACGGACACACCAAGAGUGUCAUCUCUUUGCAUACUGGUGCCUCGUUCAUCCUGAGUGGGGGAGCCGACGGGGAUAUUCGUCUCUGGGGCGCUGGAAACGUUUCGAGGUUCUCGAAGGCGAGGACAAACAACGCCACCGUGGACAACGAAGAUGAGUUGGAGCGGUACGAGUGCAAGCAGCGGUUGGCCGGGCACUAUCGUUCCGCCACCUGUGUGUCGUACGGGCGGCUCGAGCUCGUCAGUGGCCACGAAGACGGGACUGUGGUCGUUUGGUGGGCCUCGACAGGCUUAAUUAUGAUGAAAAGCAAGGUACACUCAGGGCCAAUUCGUCAACUACAAUUUGACGCCACCAAGGUGGUGUCUUGCAGCACCGACGGCACGAUCACUGUCACGGAUCUCACCACGGGGGAGUGUACGAUGACCCUCAGGGGCCACGAGGGAAUGGUACUCGCCGUCGCGUUCGACAGGUCUAAAAUCAUCAGCGCCAGCGACGACGGUACCCUGAGGACCUGGGUGUGGGCGGCGAGGGGUCCGAGACAGGACAAGUACGCUGUGUUGGGUCCCGGCGAUAACCUCAGUAGACUCGCCAAGCAGAACAACACCACAGUUGCGGACAUUGCCAAGUGGAACGGGGUGCGAGAUGCAAGACAGCUCGGGGUUGGAGUCCGGCUAAUCGUGGCUAAAGGAAACCCGAACGAGCCGACCGCGGCGGAGAAGGAAGCAGAGAAAGCAAACGCAAUCAAGGACCGACGCUCCAAGACUAUAGAGAAAGCUAGAAAGAAGAUAGCCGAGUCAACGGGAGUGGCGGGGGCGUACCGUCGUCCAAGAGGCGCUUUAGCGCCUUUGGAUGAUUCUUCCUCGCUGAUAGGACGAAUAGCCCGAAGAGAUGCGAGCUUCUCGGAGAUGUGGCAAGAGGCGCGAAGUGACAAAGACGGAGAUGGAAGCGGGUCCGACUUAGACGGGGACGGGGACAGCGAAGACAAUGCCGAGGAUGAUAUCCUCGCGAAGCAAGCCAGGGAGAGAGAGCAAACGGUUGCAGAUGUCACCGGCGCCGUUCUGGGAGCUAUGGUAGCGCUUCUCGCCAAAGAAAUCGCGCGCGACGCGAUUGGGACGUCCGUACCGAAGAAGGGGAUCAUCGGUCGCGUGAACACGUACUACUCCUACAACGCCGCGAUUGAUGCUGCGGAAGACGCCGCCGAAGCAGAGGAGCAGAAAAAAGCGUCAGCCGCUGCAGCCAGCCAAGGCGGCGAUGUCGACGAGCCUCGGCUACACUUGCCUCCCAUUGAACAAAGCAGCAGCAAUGGUAGCAGAACCGGAGAUGGGCAGCGUCCGAAAUCACCACCGCCCCGUCCUAGAUCGGCGUCGCGACAUAUUAUCUCCGGGAGACCAAGCCGUAGCGACGGGUGGCAUCUGGGAUAG